AUGCCUAAAAGAGUUCUUUGCAAGUUCUUUCCUCAUGGCGCAUGCCUCAAAGGGGACCAUUGUGAAUUUUCUCAUAAUUGGAAGCAUCCUCCGAAUAAUAUAUGCACAUACUAUCAAAAAGGUAACUGCUUUUUUGGUAGUCGGUGCAGAUAUGAACACGUCAAGGCUUCACAAUCGGAUCCAUCGGCUUCAUCUUCGUCAACAGAACCUGAUUCUGUACCUUUAUCUUCUUCGAAAACUGCAUCUGCUGAGUCGGUUGUAUCUUCAGCUGCUUCUACCAAGUUUCCUGAUUCCAGUAGAGCUUCUGUUGCUCUCUCCAAACAAGAAGGGAAUUUGGAAUCUGUGCCUCGGGAUCUAUCGGUUAAUGGUGAACCAGUUGAGCCUAGGAGCAAUAAUCUGGUCGAGCGUUCUAUCUGCUCGUUUGCCGCAGCUGGUAAUUGCCCCCUUGGAGAAAAAUGUCCUCAUAUUCAUGGAGACUUGUGUCCCACCUGUGAAAAGAAUUCUUUGCACCCUUUUAGACCUGAACAAAGGGAGGAACAUAUGAAAAUGUGCAAGAAGAAGCAAAAAUACCUUAAUGCAUUGAAACUUAGUCAAGAAAUAGAAUGUUGUGUGUGCCUGGAUCGUAUUCUCUCAAAGCCCACGGCAGCUGAGCGUAAGUUUGGAAUUCUUUCGGAAUGUAAUCAUCCAUUCUGCAUAACAUGUAUUAGAAAUUGGCGUAGCAGUUCUCCUUCCUCCGGAAUGGAUGUCAAUACUGCAGUGAGGGCUUGCCCAAUCUGUCGCAGGCUAUCAUAUUUCGUCAUUCCAAGUGUCAUUUGGUAUUGGACUCCGGACGAAAAGCAGCGGAUUGUUGAGGGCUACAAGGCAAAAUUGAGGUCCAUAAAUUGCAAGCACUUCAACUUUGGAAAUGGGAACUGUCCUUUUGGUAAUAGUUGUUUUUACAAGCAUGCAUGUCGAGAUGGUCAGCUGGAGGAAGUGGCUUUACGUCAUCUUGGAGUUGAAGAUGGGCAGACCAUCAUAACUAAAAAUAUUAGGUUGUCCGACAUUCAUAGUGACUAUGGACACUAGGUGAAUGUUCGCAACAUUUACUAGAGUGAUAUCUAAAUAAUGCAAGGGCCUAUAUGCAGCUUUGAUGAAAAAGUUAUUUCUUCAGUUUUUACUGUUGCUCUCCAUAUCAAAAGGUGUGUAUUCACAAACCAAUCUUUCGGGGGGGGGGGGGGGGCACAGGUAGUUCCAUGUCGUAAUUGUAUGUCUUUGCUAUCCACGAGUCGGUAAAACAUCGGUUUUUAACGAAAUGCAGGAUUGUUGAUAAGAGAAACAAAGCUUGGAAUCAUGGGGGGGGGGGGGUGCGGGGCUAUGCAAUAUAAAGUGCAAUCUCAUCUUUAUAAUGAUGGAUGGAUAAAUAUAAUAUAUGUUGAAAGCAAGCAAUGGGAAUGGAAUGUAUGAAGUAGCCAUUGGUGAUUAAAUUUGAAUAAUGGAUGAGUGGCAGUGAAAAAUGCUACAUGCUUCCCUUAAUCAAGUGGGACACUUGGAGCUGUAUAUUGGGUCCCGUCUCUCUGGCAGAGCUAUAGAGAGAUGAAAAGUGAAAAGGGGGCAGCAGAAGCAGUGUUGUUUGUUGAAAUGUUGAGCCUUCCCAUGCUUUGAUCCUGUAUAUGUAAUGUGCUGAAUAUUGUGUACACAUUGGCUUUUGGAUAUGAAUACAUAGAAGCUCCCGAUACCUUAUACAAUAAUUAUUCUACUUUAAUUAA
Messenger RNA from Hibiscus syriacus, 1745 nucleotides. RefSeq names its product putative RING-type E3 ubiquitin transferase C3H69. Gene Ontology annotation, molecular function: metal ion binding; ubiquitin protein ligase activity. NCBI's taxonomy places the organism in Eukaryota, Viridiplantae, Streptophyta, Magnoliopsida, Malvales, Malvaceae. The record is from RefSeq and is a predicted model, not a curated record. The transcript has 7 exons. Bases 1 to 1065 code for a protein of 354 amino acids. Gene Ontology annotation, biological process: protein polyubiquitination.